AUGAUUUUGUUUGCAGCCAAGGAUUUGGACCGGCAUUAUCUGCUCUCAGGUGAUACCGAUGGAAUCAUCAUUAUUUGGGAACUUUCUACUGUCAAUAACAAUUGGAGACAUGUACUGCAACUACCACAGUCUCACAAGAAAGGUGUAACUUGCAUCACUGCUUAUCUGGUUUCUGAAACCGAUGCAAUGUUUGCUUCAGAUGGAGUUGUGAACCUCUGGGAAGUUUCUUUUCCGUCUCAGUCUAGUGAAGAAACCACCAGUAGUAUCAUGCUUGUGAGUUCUUCACAGGACAAAGUCAUUCGGAUUUGGAAGCUUGUGUUACUCGGUGAUGUUGGCUCAUGGCAAAGAGUGAUCACUCUAGCUUCUUACAUUGAAGGUCCAGUUUUCGUCUCAGGGACGUUUACUUAUCAGAUCUCAGUCGAGUCUGUUCUCAUUGGACAUGAAGAUUGGGUGUACUCCGUGGAGUGGCAACCUCCAGUCACUGGCCACCAGCCGCUGAGCAUUCUAUCUGCUUCAAUGGACAAAUUGAACCUCUGGAAGAGAAGUGCUGCUCAAUCUGUAGCCAUGGCAGAGAUAUGGCUAUGGGAAGUUGGGACAUGUAGGUCGUCUGCAAUCUCACACUUGGAGUUCUCUUAUGACGACUCUCUGCUCUUGUCUGUCUCCAGAGAUCGUCACUUCUCAUCAUCUAAGUCUGUAUAUUUUCUUUGUCAUCUCUAUUUACACAAUGGCGAGGUUAGUCACAAACUCAUGGCAAAGAUUGAAGCACACAAGAGGAUCAUCUGGGCAUGUUCAUGGAACCUAACUGGCCACCAGUUUGCAACUUCAUCAAGAGACAAGACUGUGAAGAUCUGGUCCGUUGAGAAAGACGCACGCAUCAAACAGGUUCUUGCCUUGCCUCAGUUUGGGAGCAGUGUUACUGCCGUGGCUUGGACGGGAUCAGACCACAAGGAUAAGAGCGGCUGCAUGGCGGUUGGGAUGGAGAGUGGACUGAUAGAGCUGUGGAACAUAAAGAUUAAAGAAAUUGAGGACGAAGGUACAACAGCAACUGGUCUUGCUCUUAGGCUGGAACCGGUUAUGUGUCAUGUCUCAGCUGUGAACCGGUUAGCAUGGAGACCAACUGAAAAGUCCGAGACUAACCAGAGCUUGCUAAGGUUAUCUUCUUGUUGGGAUGAUAACUGUAUCAGAGUUUUUGACUUCAAGUUUUGAGUGAUAACUCAAAACACCUGGUAGUGUGUUAAGAUCAUGACCAAAACUCACUUUCUUUCCCUAGUCACUGUACUCUAUUUAUUAAAAGUUUUGGGUGCUAAAAGUUGAAACAUGUAUCUAGAUGAAACUUUUUUUUCCAUUGCAUCAAGUUGUCCGUAUAAGAAAAAUAAGCGAGGACUUCACUGUUCUUAAGCUGUUUCAAGCUCUGGUCAUUUUUGUC
Messenger RNA from Brassica rapa (field mustard), 1426 nucleotides. RefSeq names its product elongator complex protein 2. Gene Ontology annotation, biological process: tRNA wobble uridine modification. Lineage: Eukaryota; Viridiplantae; Streptophyta; Magnoliopsida; Brassicales; Brassicaceae. Gene Ontology annotation, cellular component: elongator holoenzyme complex. The record is from RefSeq and is a predicted model, not a curated record. Gene Ontology annotation, molecular function: protein binding.